Jaminaea rosea is the source of this 873-nucleotide messenger RNA. RefSeq names its product putative SEC17-transport vesicle fusion protein. The transcript is spliced from 5 exons. Gene Ontology annotation, cellular component: vacuolar membrane; SNARE complex. Gene Ontology annotation, molecular function: syntaxin binding; soluble NSF attachment protein activity. The record is from RefSeq and is a predicted model, not a curated record. NCBI's taxonomy places the organism in Eukaryota, Fungi, Basidiomycota, Exobasidiomycetes, Microstromatales. Gene Ontology annotation, biological process: intracellular protein transport; SNARE complex disassembly. The coding region runs from base 1 to 873 and encodes 290 amino acids.
AUGGCCUCCUCCUCGCCCGAAGAGCUCCUCAAGACCGCCGAGAAGCGCGCUCAGUCCACGGGAGGCUUCUUCAGUUUCGGCUCCUCGUCCACCAAGCUCGAGGAAGCCGCAGAGUUGUACAAGGCCGCUGCCAACAAGUUUCGCGCAGCCAACCGUUUCGACGAUGCCGGUCAUGCUUUCAUGAAGGCUGCAGAGACGGAGAUCAAAGCGGGAGAGACCGACUAUGCGGCCAAUACCUUCUUUGAGGCUAGCAAGUGCUUCAAGAUGACCAGACCGGAGCUCGCCGUCACCUCUCUCACUCGCUGCAGACAGAUACUUAUCGAAAAGGGACGUUUUCGCCAAGCAGCAGACAGGGAGAAGGGCAUCGCCGAGCUAUACAAAAAUGAGGCACACGACCCGGAGAAGGCCCUGCAGAGCUACGAGCAGGCAGCAGAAUGGUAUAUUCAGGAGGGAGCCGCCGCCACGGCCUCCGGAUGCUAUCGUGAAGCGGCGCAGCUUGCAACAGACGUAGGCGACUACAAGCGUGCAAUCGAACGAUGGGAGCAGGUCGCACAGAUGAGCCUCGACUCGAAUCUGACGAGGUACUCGGUCAAGGACUAUUACCUGAAUGCGGGGCUCUGCUAUCUGGCGCUGCCGGAUUACGUGGCAUGCGGGAAUGCCAUGGGCUUCUACGCCCAACAGGACCCAUCCUUUCCCACCACCAUGGAGGGACGCUUCCUCCACUCCGUCCUCGAGUCGUGUGAGCAAGGCGACGUCAAUGUCUUUGAUGAGCGCGUACAAGACUAUGAUCGAACAAAGAGGCUGGUUGGCUGGCAGGCGAGCCUGCUCAGGAAUGUGAGGAAGGGGAUCAUGGAGGAGCCUGACCUUAGCUAG